AAUUUGUAUCGAGAAGAAACUCCUACUUACAAAACCAAAUGGGUGUCCCUUUCCCAACUGUGGAACAAGCGUCGAGACUAUUACUGGAGUCACCACAACUGAAAUGGAUCUUAGGCACGAUUCUCAAUUCAGCACUUCAUCAAUAGUUGGGAAGAUGGGGAGACAACUUACUAUCCAAUCUCAGGAAAUUAUUGAUGAGGAGAUGCCGGAUGUUGAUAAUGGGGAGAAUAAAGAUAAAGAUAAUUCGAAGGGAAUAGGUGCUGAUAUAGCUGAGGGAGCUCAAAAAAAGACCUAUUGA
Molecule: messenger RNA, 298 nt
Organism: Diversispora eburnea
Lineage: Eukaryota; Fungi; Glomeromycota; Glomeromycetes; Diversisporales; Diversisporaceae
Source: the annotation of a GenBank genome assembly